AAAGUCGAUUUUCAUCAAAACCGCAAGAACGGUGCAAUACUAAUCAAGUAAUCGCACUUGAUAACGUAAGUGUACGUGUAUACAGAUAACUUGGGUUUGCCUCGACGCAAUCGCCAUCUCCAAUGCCGCAUCGUCAAUGCGGUUUCUUUCACUAAAUCGCGGACACGGACUGCUUAGUGCCAUAGAUAUCGACAGAUAACUCUUAUCAUGGACAUUUAUCAUAUCGCAGUAAAAUCGAUUCCGCGAGGUUAUUCGAUUUUCUCUACGCCAGUUUAGUCAUACGUUACAAGGCAACGAAGAACCACCUCUACUAUGAAGCUCGAUUCUCGACCGACGACAACAGCAAUAAUUCUGCUGGUGCUGACCCUAAGGACGGGAUUCUCCCUCGGUCAGCAAAGUGUUUUUACCGGAAGUCAGCAGGAAGUGAAUAUAAAGUCAUUUCUGUCAGACAUUUGUGAUAACAACUCGUCUCUGAUGAAUGCCAUGGUGAAAUCACUCGGCACAGAGUAUAUCGACCGCAACUUGCACCAUCUUUGUACGGAAGGAACAAACGGUCUACUGAUUUGGAUUCCUGCGGAGAAUUCAGUCAACAUACCAGAUCUGAACAGUAAAUUACCCUACAUUGGCCGAGCAGCGGCAUCAGAGGACUUUUCCGGUUAUUGCACCUAUCAUCCAUCCAAUGGCACUUGCAGUAAUGAACACGGAGAUUUGAGCACACCUCUGAUGAUUCUUGGCGAAAAGUACCCGGAACGAUAUGAGCUGCGCGACACUACUUACAAAAAAUGGACUAAUUCAACGCUGUUGGGAUCACCAGUCCUUGCGUAUGCCACACUGAAAAACCGGGAGAUCUCGUAUAAAUAUGUUGAUCAGGAUAUUUCAUACCUAGCGGACACGCGCAUUGAGCAUCGGCUACCUGCAACAGUUAUUCCAGGGCUACCUCUGGCUAUUUACCGAGGCAAAGUCCAGGCUUACCAAGCCAUCACCGGUGAGACGUACUACAACCGGGUAUUCAAGACUAUCAAUGCAAUCCGUUAUAUGAGUCCCUAUACCCUUGUCAAUGUAACCGUGAUAGGCACCGAGGAAAGAGACUACCGGGAGUUUCGCGCCAAGCUAGUAAUAGUUUACUCCGACGAGGAAGGACUCAACUGGUCUCGGGUAUUGACAUCAAUCGAGGGCGCGACCAUUGAAACCUCUCUCACGAACACCCGGGUUCAAUAUGGACUGGUGGUGAACUCGAAGGACGAAUCUCAGCUGCCUAGCGGGGCAGUGCCGAGUUCCGAAGCUCCACAUACUGAUCACCAAUAUCCAGGACGACCUGUUAUGGCAAAGUCGGAAAACAUUCACAUUCAUAUUAAUGAGGUUGAGCUAGGUAAAGUUUAUCCAGGAUUUCGGCCGUUCGCCAUUGGUGCCGCGAUUAUUCUUUUCUCGGUGUUGGGAAUCGCUUUGAUCGAUAUUACCCGUCGUGUCUGUCGGAAUCGUCGGGCGAAACGACUCAACCUGGGCAAGUAUAAAUAUGUCAACGCUAGCUAACAGGUGCAAAAAAUUAGGCUUUCUUUACCGUUCCAUCCGAAUAUACCGUUGCAAUUAGUUAUGAUAAAAUACUUAAUUAUUUAAUUUAAUCUAUCUAUUAGUGUAAUGCCAUUUGUUCAUUCCAAUUUCAUUCGUAUAGAAAAAAUAAAUAUUAGUACGGCUAA
Wyeomyia smithii (pitcher-plant mosquito) is the source of this 1694-nucleotide messenger RNA. RefSeq names its product enolase-binding protein-like. Lineage: Eukaryota; Metazoa; Arthropoda; Insecta; Diptera; Culicidae. The transcript is spliced from 5 exons. The record is from RefSeq and is a predicted model, not a curated record. The coding region runs from base 313 to 1530 and encodes 405 amino acids.